GGAUUUGAAACAUCUUAUCUAAUCUAAACUUUAUAAUUUCCACUGAAAUUUAUUAUCUUCAUUUUGAUAAUCAGAAAUGAAGUGAUGCACUGGAAAAUCGAAAACGUUAAAUUCAUUUUUAUUUCUUGUUUCAUUAUUUGUUAAAAUGUCGAACAGAACUCAUGCUAAUCGUGAUGACAGUGAUGAUGAACAGCCAGCAGGAUCUUGGUCGGACCUGUUCGUAGGAGCGGCUGCAGCUGUUGCUGUUGCAGCUGGAGCUUUUUACGUUGGAAAAAAAGUUGUGGAUAGUUUUUCUACUUCACAACUUGUUUGUUCAAAUAUCAGCGAAUGUCAAGAAAUUGUGAACAAAAUUAAGAAUGAUGUAAAAGAAUAUCCUGUAAUCGGAUUAAAUUGUCAAUGGACUUAAACUUUUACAUCAGACUAUCGGAAUCCAAUUGAUUUACUUCAAUUAGCUUCGCAUAAAGGAAACAUUUUAUUAUUAAAAAUAAAAGAUUCUUCAAGUUUUCCAUCAGAAAAAUAAAAAGUUUGUUGCGUGAUCGUUCAAUAAUUAAAGCUGGAAUUGAAGGAACUAAGGACGCAUUAUAUCUGAUGAAUGACUACGGAUUGGAAGUAAAUGGAACUUUUGACUUGCGAUUUAUUGAGGAAAAGUUGGGUGGAAAACCAGAAGGUCUUCCAAAAUUAGCAAGGAAAUAUUUGAACGUUGAUCUUGAUCAAAGCAUCACUCUAACAAAGUGGAAUAAAAACGAAUUGGAUCAACAACAAUUGGAUUACGCUAGACAAUCUGUGAAAGCUUCAAUUGAUUUAUUUGUCCUAUUGAUGAAGAAAGUUUUGCCAAAUCCAACAAUUUCAACUAUUUUCAGUUAUUGCGAACCAGAUUUGGACACACGAUUUGUAUAUUACAGUCAAAAUUAUUGAAAAUAAAGGCAGAAAGAAUUGAAAAUUCCAUCAAUUUUCAUUCAACGAUUG
This is a messenger RNA of Clunio marinus, 966 nucleotides long. The record is from the annotation of a GenBank genome assembly. NCBI's taxonomy places the organism in Eukaryota, Metazoa, Arthropoda, Insecta, Diptera, Chironomidae.